This is a messenger RNA of Bacidia gigantensis, 927 nucleotides long. RefSeq lists its product as uncharacterized. Gene Ontology annotation, biological process: macroautophagy. Bases 1 to 927 code for a protein of 308 amino acids. The record is from RefSeq and is a predicted model, not a curated record. Lineage: Eukaryota; Fungi; Ascomycota; Lecanoromycetes; Lecanorales; Ramalinaceae. Gene Ontology annotation, cellular component: fungal-type vacuole membrane. The transcript is spliced from 2 exons.
AUGACAUUAAAGCUUUCGGUUCUGCUUUCCUGCUUUCUUCUUCCCUUCACCUACGCCGCUCCAGCAUCAUACCCCAACGCACUUGCCUUAAUCGAAGAUCAAAGCGAUCUCACAAUCAUCAGAACCCUCAUCAACCGCGACAGCGAGCUCAUAUCCCUGUACAAAACCGUCAAAGACGUCACAAUCUUCGCUGCCCCAGACGACACCUUCCCUGCCAGAGACCUCGAUGUCCCUCCGUUCACAGACAAAGCAUUCGUCCGCGCCGUGCUACAGCAGAUCGUCGUAGAAGGCGUUCACUCCACCGACGACUUCACCCCCAAGCCCGUAUACUACGAAUCCAAACUCACCAACUCCACCUACGCCAACCUCUCCCUCGGCGCCGCCGUUGCUCGUCUCGUGAAGCUCAAUGACAAAAGCAAUUUCCUCGCUGGCGGAGGCGUGAGCGCAAACGUUCUUGACACCGGCGCCAAUCUCGCGUUCCAAGGCGGCCUCGUCCACAAAAUCUCCAACCCCAUCAACGUCACCUUCUCCAUCGCCGCCACCUUCUCCGACACCGCCCUCCCCGUCGCACCGAACUAUUCCAUUCUCAACGCCUCUGCGUUCGGCCUCCUCGACGCUCUUGAAGAAACGAAAGACGUCACGAUCUUUGCUCUCACUAACGAGGCCUUCGCUGCCGCGGUCAAGGGGUUUUUAAACAAGCCGCAGUGUUUGUCGCGCUCGGUUCUGGAUCUGCUGGGGGAGUAUGCGGUGGUUGGGGGCGUGUAUUAUGGGGAUAGCUUUGAUGGGAGGGGUGUGAAGACGCUUGGGGGGGAGAGCGUGGUGUUGAGCGGUGUGGGGGAGUUCCCGGAAUUGAGGGUUGGCGGGGCGAGGGUUGUUGUGCCGGAUGUUUUUGUGAGGAAUGGGGUUGUGCAUGUUUUGGAUGGGUAA